This is a messenger RNA of Pristis pectinata (smalltooth sawfish), 2581 nucleotides long. RefSeq names its product GTP binding protein 6 (putative) (gene gtpbp6). The record is from RefSeq and is a predicted model, not a curated record. Gene Ontology annotation, cellular component: cytoplasm. NCBI's taxonomy places the organism in Eukaryota, Metazoa, Chordata, Chondrichthyes, Rhinopristiformes, Pristidae. Gene Ontology annotation, molecular function: GTP binding; ribosome binding. The transcript has 10 exons. The coding region runs from base 416 to 2074 and encodes 552 amino acids.
AUAAUCGUUCCGGCAGAGGAAACCCAACACUGAAGAGUCAGACCAACGUGGAUGGUUUUGUUUCUGAAAUGUUAGGAAGUAAAUUCAGUUCGUGCCAGAGUGCUGAAGGCCUUUUGUUUUGUGGGCUGAUCAGGUUGCGGCAAAAGGAUCUGGAAACAAACGCCACAGGAUAGAACUGGGAACGGAGGCUAUUCCUCUGAAGGUCUCAGGAGCAAUCUCUGAUUGUCAAGAGCCUGCCAAGUUUCCCUGCAUUUAGGUUUAGUUCCAGAGAUUUUUUAAUUGUUUUUUUUAAUGCACCACUGAACUGAGCAUGGCCAUGGCUAUUUAUGGAGAAUUGAGGAUGACUUAGCUAAUAUAAAGAUGUCAUCAGCACCUGGUCUUGAAAACUUCAGCCUUUUAACCUUGGUGUCAGGUGAUGUUUGCAGCCAUGGGGUUGUUAAGGAAUAUCUCGAAAAUACCCUUACUACGUCCCCUGAACAAACUCCACUCUUGGAAAUUAUCUUUAGCCCCAAUUGAUAGAAGGAUAUUAGACUUGUUGUUUUUCCAGCCAAGACUGCCUCCGGUGAACAGAAAUGUCUCUAAUAACUUACGGAGAAAUCAAUGCCCUCGAAAUAUAUCAUGCCAUUUUGUCCGGUGUUUUGCCACAAGUCAAUGUUAUUCAAAAAGUACCAGCAGUAGGAAAUCAAGAAAUGGAAAGCAAGGUGGUGAGGAUGAAGAGGUGACAACAGAACAUGGCUGUGAAAUAGAAGAUGGUGAAUAUGAAGAACUACUUCAGGAACAAAUGUCUGCUCCUCCUGAAGGAGGACAUAGAGUAUUUAUUGUUCAUCCAGAUGUUAAGUGGGGAGCAAAGAAACAAUAUCUCACAACAGGUAAACUUCAGAUGGCCGAAGCAGUUGCUCUUGUGAAUACCCUACCCAACUGGCAAGUUGUUGAUAAACUCAUCCUUUCCACAAAAAGUCCAGAUAACAAACUAAUUUUUGGCAAAGGCAAUUUUGAGACUCUUACAGAAAUAGUAAAAGGGAUGCCAGAAAUUACUGCAGUGUUCAUGAAUGUUGAAAGACUGUCUGCAUUAUCGGAGAAAGAGUUAGAAUCUACGUGGGGAGUUAAAGUUUUUGACCGGUAUUCCAUUGUCCUUCAUAUCUUCCGUUGCAAUGCUCGUACCAAAGAGGCUAAACUGCAGAUAGCACUUGCUGAGAUCCCAUAUCUGAGGUCCCAGCUGAAAAAUGAAUUGGCCCACCUAGACCAACAAAGUGGUGGAUCCAGGUAUAUUAUGGGGUCAGGUGAGACCUUAAUGGAGGUUCAGCAACGCAUCCUCAAGGAGCGGGAACUGAAGAUUAGAGGAGCCUUGGAGAAGCUAAGAAGAAAACGACAACUGUUGAGAACUCAACGCAAGCGCAGAGAGUUCCCAGUUAUUUCUGUUAUGGGUUACACUAAUUGUGGCAAAACCACCCUGAUCAAAAGCCUGACUGGAGACUCUGGUCUUCACCCAAGAGAUCAGCUGUUUGCUACACUUGAUGUUACCACUCAUGCUGGCUUGACACCAAGUCGUAUGACAAUCCUAUAUGUUGAUACCAUUGGAUUUCUCUCUCAACUUCCCCACAACUUAAUUGAAUCCUUCUCGGCAACUCUAGAGGAUGUGGUACAUUCAGAUGUUAUAGUUCAUGUUAGAGACAUAAGUCACCCUGAAACCACCAUCCAGAAGGUGAACGUGUUGAAUGUUCUCAAGAGUCUCCAGCUGUCAAAUGAACUUCUAAAUUCCAUUAUUGAAGUCCACAAUAAAAUUGAUUUGGUGGACAGCUAUCAGCAUGCAGAUCCAAACACCAUUGCAGUUUCAGCACUUCAUGGACUCGGUAUAGAUGAACUGAAAAGGAAAAUCGAAGAGGCAGUUUUGCAAGCAACAAGAAAACUGAUCCUCACCAUCAAAGUAAAUUUGGCAGGGCCUCAAUUGAACUGGUUGUAUAAGGAAGCCACUGUGCAGGAAGUGGAUGUUUUGCCAGAAGAUGGUUUGGCCAACGUGACUGUUAUCAUCAGUCGCUCUGCAUAUGGAAAAUACAAGAAGCUGUUUCAACAUUGAAGGAAAAGUAAACUUUUUUUUGUAUCCUGAGGAUUUUUACCAUUUUUUGCCUGCCCCUCUGUAGGUGAGGAUUAAAAACAGCACCUAUUUGCAUCAUUGAGAAACAUCUGGAGAAUUACAGAGAAGUGCAGGAAUCAUUGUUCUGUUGGGAAACAUGACCAGCAUACACACAGCAAGAUCCCUUAAAUAACAGUGAGAUCUUACCAUGGUUGGCCAGAAUACUGGAAGUAUUCACAGCUUUUUCUAUGCAAUCUUUGAUCACUUGCAAGAGGCAGACAAAACGCUUCAUUCUUUGUAUGAGAUAAGUAAGGUUUCAAAAAAAAAUCAGAAUUUUGUUCAAUAAAUAAAUCAUAUUUAAAUAAUAUUUAAAUAUUAUUUACUUCAGUCUAUUUACAUCAGGCUAAAAUGUUUGACACGAGACUGCAGGUGCUGGAAUCUGGAGCAACAAACAAUCUGCCAGAGGAACUCCAGGUCAAGCAGCAUCUUUGAGAGGAAAGGAAUUAUCGA